Penicillium cataractarum is the source of this 963-nucleotide messenger RNA. RefSeq names its product ankyrin repeat domain-containing protein. The coding region runs from base 1 to 963 and encodes 320 amino acids. The record is from RefSeq and is a predicted model, not a curated record. The transcript has a single exon. NCBI's taxonomy places the organism in Eukaryota, Fungi, Ascomycota, Eurotiomycetes, Eurotiales, Aspergillaceae. Gene Ontology annotation, molecular function: protein binding.
AUGCCGCUUCGACCGGAUAAGCAACAUCCUCAGGAUCAACAAAUACGCCGACUGCUUGGCACCCAACAACUACAACAGGAGCCCUCCAAGAUGCGCAUGGAUCAUUUCCCCUCAACUGGCCAGUCUCAAGUUGACCAACAGGAUGACGAGAACACAUGGUCACCUCUUCAGCUCGCCGCUGCAAAAGGGGACGUGGAUGAGGUCAGGCGGCUUUUCGCCCAAGCUACGGUUGAUCCUAAUGAGCCACCUCGAGGGUACUAUGGGAAAACAGCACUCCAAGCUGCCUCGUUUAAUGGACACCUCGCUGUAGUUGAGGCAUUACUAGCCGUAGGGGUAGACGUUAACCCCCCUGGAGGAAACAACGGGGGCCAAGCAGCCGUGGUUCUGGCCUCGGGAGCAGGGCAUAUGGAUAUCGUUCGUCUCCUGGUCUCCGUGGGAGCGGAUAUAAAUCUUCCACCCCAUAAGUAUAUGGGCCGGACCGCCCUACAGGCUGCUGCGGAAGGGGGGCAUAUCGAGCUGCUAGAAUGGCUCCUUGAGCAAGGCGCCGACAUCAAUGCGCCUGCUGCCAAUAAUAAUGGCCGCACCGCCCUCCAAGCUGCUGCAUCAGCAGGUCAUGGCGAUAUAUUGGAUAUCCUACUACAGCAUGGAGCGCGUAUCAAUGCGCCGGCUGUUAGGUAUAAAGGGGUUACGGCGCUUCAAGGCGCAGCGCUAGGUGGUCGUCAACACAUCGUUCGGCGACUGUUAGAAGCUGGAGCCGAUGUGAAUGCGCAAGGCGCGUAUUACAAUGGGUAUACAGCACUUUCGGCGGCGGCAGAGAGUGGCCAUUAUGCGAUUGUACGGAUGUUGCUCAACGCUGGCGCCGAUGUAUCCGCUGUGUCAGGAAACAAGACACGAACUGCAGCACAAAUUGCAAACUUCAGAGGGGAAGAGGAUAUCGCACAACUUCUCCAGCGGAGUGGCUAG